GUGGUCCAGCAUGGCAGCGCUGUGUGAGGGAUACACGUUGUGCGGACUCGUUCCAGCUUUAAAUCAACUAAAGUCUGAAAUUCAGGGGAUCGAAGAGGAGAGGGACUGUGACCAUGUGAUCGUGACUGAUUCUACCAGAUCCGUGACUCUAUAUAAGGUUUCAGAUCAGAAGCCUUUAGGCAGCUGGACGGUCAAACAAGGACAAACUCUUACCUGUCCAGCAGUUUAUAACAGGGAGACCAAUGAGUAUGUGGCAGUCUCUGACAACAAGGUGGUGAGAAUUUGGAAAGAAGAUGACAUUGUUUUAGAUAAAGCUUGCAAGGCGGCAGUGUCAGCAGACGUCCGGAUGGUGCACUGUCCACAUGGAGGGGAGCCUGUGGUCUUGUUUCAGGGAGGAGCAGUGAGACAGCUGGACGCCCUGCUCUCUGCUCCCCAGCAGCCCAUAGAGGAGGUCCUGGUUCAGGAGGAAACCAUCAGGUGGAGUGCCAGCAUAGUGGCAGAGACCCAACAGCUGAUCAUCUUCACAACUGAACUGAAAGGAGAUCAUUUCCUCUACCUGCAGAGAGUUAACCCCAACUCUGUGCAGAGAUACCGGCUGGAGCCGGAGGGGCCCGGCCUCUCCCCGCUCAGCUUCUCUGCCUCCUACAGGGACAAAAACAUCUGCCUGCUUUAUCUCUACCCUAAAGGUCACGUUUACCAGAGUUUGGUGUCGGUUCGCGUUCCACCAGCUGAUGAAGGAGCUCCAGCCGUCCCGCUGCCUCGUCAUCAUCUGCUGAGUCUUCCUGUCGGCGGACAGCUGCUGGAAGCGGCGUCUGCCAUCUCCCUGGACGACGCCCACAUAGCCGUGGUCGGGGUUCCACAUCCUUCUGCUGGGCCUGGAAAAGACUUUCUCUGCAUCUGGAACACAAACUUUCAGACCCUCCAGGCUGCAAAAGAGAUGGCGGGGAAACUCUACGGACAGCUUUGGUGUUAUUCAAGCAAGUUGUUCAUUCCACAUGGAAAAACGCUUUCCGUUGUCCCGUUUGCAUGCCCCAGAUCCUCCCUGGCCUCUGCUUUGGGGAAACUAAAGCAGCUCAAGACUGAGGAAACCAAGCCUCCGACUUUGGUGCCAUCUUGGAAUGCUGUUUUCCAUGGAGAAAAAGCUGCGCCUCCUAAACCGGUGGAGAGCAGAAAGACGAGAACGACCCGAAAGACGCAGUCAGCCCCUAGUUUGACGACUGAUCAAGUACAAGAGCUUAUCAAGACGGCGCCAGCAGAAGAGGUCCAAAAAGAGGUUGAGAGUCUUCUAUCCAGGCAAGAGCUGCAGGACCUGCAGCCUUCGUUGGGACAGUUGGCUUUAUCCCUUGUGUCCCGGAGCCUGGCUGAUCCGGCGUUUUACUCUUCUAGCACUCUAACUCAGCUUGUGCACACCCAGUGCCUCUCCCACAGUGUGUGUCCUGACCUCUUGCCUCUCGCCCUUGAGAAGAAGGAUUAUUUUCUCUGCCAGCUCUGCUUACAGUUCUUCCCUGACAUCCCAGAAGCUGUGACCUGCUCCUGCCUCAAGGCAUUCAUCAGUUUACCAGAUGCUGAUGCAGAAAAGCUGAGCCUGGAGCCUGAUAGCGUCUCCUUUAUGGAAAUGCUGAUCUCCAGUGAGCAUGCUCAGGCUGGCUUGCAGAACGGUUUUAGCCCCACGUCCUGCAAGGAAGACGGCACAGACGCCAUUGACGGCCCACAGACUAAAGCGAAAGAAAAGGAGAAGGCGCCGCCACAACAGAUGUGUCCGCUAGGUUCACAUAAGGCUGCUCUGAUAAAUGAGGUCCUACAGACGGCAUACAGUGAAACCUUCCUCCUCCCGCAUCUAAAGGAUUUGUCCUCUGAUCACGUCGUUCUUUUCCUGCAGUACUUGGAGUUCCUUUACUUGCGCUAUUCCACCGACAGUUUCCCACAAACACACGGCUACAGAUCGCCCACUUUAAAUCAGAUCAUGGAUUGGGUAUGCAUGCUGCUGGACGCCCAUUUCACCGUGUUAGUCAUGACGCCGGUGGUCAAAAGCCUGCUGUUGAACUUCCAACAUUUUGUCAGAUCCCAGGUGAGGCUGUUUUCUGAGCUGGGAAAGAUUGAGGGCAGCCUGCAGGAGCUCAAUAACAUGAAAAGGACGAAGGACGUCGGACAGUACUCCAUUGAAAUCAUUGAGCUGUACUAGAAGCUGCAGAAAUCAGUUCCCCUGGACUGAAUGUUUUUGGUGGUUUUGUAAACCACUUUCCUUCCUUAAAUGGUUUCUACCUUCGAUGCUUCCUGUCAUAUAGGAUUUACUGUGAAUGAAAAACUUUCCAUCUGGCAUUCUCAUUGCUUUAGUUGCAGAUGUCUAACAAUUCCUCUGCUCAGUGGUUUUUAGAUGGUGGGGUUGUGACAGAUACACAGAGUUUGCAUGUUUAAAUCAUUUUCUGCUCAUAGGCCCGAUAGUCUUAUUGAUAAGUUCAAAAAAAAGUUUCCUCAUGCAAUGUCAUGAUAUUUUUUUAAUAUACAUUAUUAAAAUAUGAAUAAUGCCUUCAACAUUUGGUCCUUUUUGAGUGUAAUAACAGCUGAAAAAUUGUAAAUCUCUUAUGUCACUGUAUUUUACACAUAAAGGCGUAUAU
This is a messenger RNA of Cyprinodon variegatus (sheepshead minnow), 2615 nucleotides long. RefSeq names its product nucleolar protein 11 (gene nol11). Gene Ontology annotation, biological process: maturation of SSU-rRNA. Lineage: Eukaryota; Metazoa; Chordata; Actinopteri; Cyprinodontiformes; Cyprinodontidae. Gene Ontology annotation, cellular component: nucleus; nucleolus. The coding region runs from base 11 to 2182 and encodes 723 amino acids. Gene Ontology annotation, molecular function: RNA binding. The transcript has 18 exons. The record is from RefSeq and is a predicted model, not a curated record.